GCAGUUUUUGGAGUCCAGCUUGUUGUGACCAUGGUUAUGGCCAGUGUCUUGUCAAGAAUAACUCCUCAUUAUUCCUUGGCACGAUUCCUCCUGUGUCGGACUGGUUUAAUGUAUUAUUUACACCCAACGGAUGAAGAGCUGCGAACCCUUGCGGGAAUACCCAAAGACAAAGGAAAGAAGGGAAAAGGAGGAGGCAAAGGAAAUUCCAAGCCAAAUAGUAGCUCAGGAAACUCAGAGGAUGAUGGGACCUUCACAGUACCUCGCAGCCUUGAUUUAAAUCUUGAAAAGUCCCGCAUGGUUCCAGGGGAAGUGAUGCAACUGAAGUUCUACACUGAAUAUCAGUGGCUUCUUGACUUCUCUUUGUGUGCUGCCCUUGUAUAUGUGGCCACUGAGUGGUCCAGCAUCCAAGGUCACCUUCAAGAUUAUUUUGGCCAUGCUAUGUGCUUUGAUUGGUGCCUUCUUCACCUUCCCAGGACUGAGACUGGGAAAAAUGCACUGGGAUUCUCUGAGGUACUGCAGUGAAAACAAGGUCUUACGCGGUCUGUUUCAUGCCAGCUUCAUUGCACCCUUGUUCUUGGUUAUGAUGUGGAUAAAGCCAUUGACUCGUCGAUAUUUAACAGAAUAUACUUGGCCUGGCUAUAGUCACCCAAUAUUAAGCUCGGACACUUUUGAUAUCUUACGCAUUGUGUUGGUGGUUGUGGUGUCUGUGGUACGAUUAAGCAUGAUGCCCUACUAUCUACAGUCAUACCUCAACAUUGCGUAUGAAAAGAUUGAAGCCCAGAAGAAAGAGUCUGGUCGUAUCACAAACAAAGAAUUGCAGAAAAAAGUUGCACGAGUGUUUUACUACUUGUGUGUCGUUACCUUGCAAUAUGUAGCCCCAAUAGUCCUUUGCUUCUUUGUCUCCCUAAUGUUUAAGACUCUUGGUGGACUUAGAUGGGGAGCAUUGCUUAGCAGAACAAUUGCUGCAGAGAAGUGUGGUCUGGAGUCUGAAGUAGAAGGAGAAGAGAUGGCUACCAUACCAACUCUACAAGAUGCCCAGUCAGUGAUGGAAGCAACUAAAAUCCUUUCACUGGGAAUGGAAGAACUCAAAAAGGUUUGUUUCUUAACCCUUAUGAUCCAAAUCACAUGACCAUCACCCCUUGAGAAAAUUUAUCUUGAAGGGCGGGUGACAUGAACUUGGGAAAAUAUAGCUGUGGGCUGCAGUGAUGUAAACUUCCUGUUAUGAACAUUUCAACUGAAAGCCAGGGGGACAAG
Penaeus vannamei (Pacific white shrimp) is the source of this 1254-nucleotide messenger RNA. Lineage: Eukaryota; Metazoa; Arthropoda; Malacostraca; Decapoda; Penaeidae. The record is from RefSeq and is a predicted model, not a curated record.